AUGUCUGACAGUCCAUCACCACGAAAGCAGUUGCGCCUGUUCACCAAAGGGAAGGGAAAGGUAGAUUCACUGUUUCGACGUAGAAGGAAUGGCAAUAAGCAAGACGAUAAAGACUCCGACUUUGAAGACGAUCAGCCUAUACUGUCAAGGAUCAACGAGCCGUCUGAGCCGCCUCAGUCAACAAGCCUACGGAAGCUCAACCUGAAAGCGAACGCAAAGCAGGGUAGCAAUGACAUACAGAGUCCUGGCUUAAGCAAGAAACUGGCAGACGGCAAUCAGGAAGAUGCUGGACACAAUGAAGGAACGAACAUGGAAAUUGAGGAUCAGCCACAGAGAACGAACCAGAAUGAAGAGCAAGCGACCAAGGCCCGCAAAAGGCAGGGCAUGAUUGGGGUUGAAGGCAUUGUUCCGACGUUCAACACCAAUAACGUGAUCUCUGGUGGUCGUUUGAUUGCGAAGCAGCCUGGUCCAGACAUGCAAGCUCAGCCUUUCACCUUCGGUACACAAAGCAGAAGUCUGGACACAGUCACAGCAGCUUCUCAACUCAAUUUUUCACCACAAACUUCCUCCUUCAAUGCCAGUAUCGAAUCACACGCGCCCUUAGCGGUCCCUUUAGAGGCAGAGCAGCCCAAGCCUGGUGCACAGGGUGUUACCGUCAAGCAGUUCCUGGUCUCAGAAGAGCAGCCAACACAGGAGAUAUUGACAUCAGCAACACAGAACACCAAUCCCCGGACUAAUUCGCUGCCGCCUGGUCUCAAACCUCGACGAUCAAAAGGGGCAGACCCUUUAGCUCAUCUUAAGCUCGACGCUCAACCAGCUGCCGAUCCUCCUCGACUUGACCAACCCUCCGAUAUACAUAGAGUGCUGGACUACAUUUCCCCACAAAUUCCAUUGCCUGAACCGGGAGAUCAGGUCUACCGAUACAACCACUACAAGAAGCAGAUUCCUCAGUACGUCUUUAACAAUACUCUUCCAGAUGCCUGGGAGGCCACCGCUUUUGCGCAAGAUGUUAUUGGUGACACAGAAAUUCGACUGACUAAAGAUGGGGAUGUGCCGGCUUUGGAAAGUGCUCCUCGCGAACGAGUUCCUCUUGGCGCAAGGGAAACACCUGUCGACGUAGAUCCAAGUGGACAGUCCGAUGAUCCAAUCAAAACCAAGGCUUCGUCCUUGCAAGGUCUUCCAUACCACGCUCGCGUAGCUGCUAAACGCAAGGUGCUUCGUAAUAAGAUCGUCAAGGAACUGGACGACCCUUCUACGCCCGAUCACCUUCAUACAGCACCAUUCUAUAUGGUUCCAACCACCACUCUCAAACGCAAACGUCCUACGAAUCCUCUUGAGCUUCCACCACCGGACUAUAUCUUCCAAUCUACCAAGUCACCAGAUUUCAACAUUUUCACGAAUGGCUUCCUACUCUACCCCGAGCUCUGCCUCCUCCUGGCGGCGCAGAUGCAGGUGAAGACACUGAUCAACCUGUACAGCAUCAGCAAAGACUUCCACGUCAUUCUCAACCAGCGCUCCUUGACUGUGAUCCUCAAUCAAGCUACGCUGAAAGCACCAGCCGCAGCACGUUGCUAUCCCUGGCGAUGUUUCGACGAUCUGUCUCAACCUGAUCCAGCCUUUCACGCAGGCACAAAGUCGCUAGCGCACCAUAUGAACGCCAAAUCAAGCAGUGGUGGUGGUGUAGUCAUCAAUAUCCCUACACCUCCUCCUCCACCCUCUCCACGACCCGUAUCUCCAAAGACAGGUCUUUCAAUUCCCUAUCCCAAACGUCCAUCCCUCUCACCCGCAACCCGCCGGGUCCCAACCUUCCGCUGGCUCCAGAUGGCCAUCCACCGCGAAAAAGUCAUUCACGCCCUAUACCAAGCCUUCGCCAUGCGCGGUAUCCCGCUCCCUGGUGAUCCAAACUCCCUGCAUCAAGGCGACUUCGCUCUCUCCUUACACAAACUCUGGUUCUUGAUGGAUAUCCCAGACAACACACGCCGAAUCAUUUACACCCGCACCACGAGUUUGAUGGCAGAUGUGGACUUAGGUAACAUGCUGACAUUCGUCGUCAAGCUCGACAUGGCAUGUAAUGACCCUGUAGCGGGGGAGAAACGCGACGGAAUGCGAAAGUUAAUGCUCAGCGCUAUUGAUGGGUUCGAUACGAUUCUCAAAGUUGUCAGACGAGAGAUGUGGACGGAUGAACUUGACGUGCUGAGGGCGUGGACGAGGUUUGGCUUUCAACUUGACCGGGAGCAAGGACCUCGACGGGCGGGAUGGGCGCCACUGCGUCUGAGUGAUGAAGAGCACACGGCGAGUAAGACUGUGUUUGGGAUUAAGAAGGAAGAGGUGGGGCUGCUGAAGAGGGAGUUCUGGGGGAAGUUAGAGGUUGAUCCUGUGAGUGGACGGAGGAGAGGUGCGGUUAAUGGUGUUGGGACGGUGAAGGAGAUGGGGCGUAUGCCUCAAUAUCUUAUGCGGCCUGAUCAGAUCUUGCUGAGGGAAGUGGUGAGGCGGGAGAUGACGUUUCAGCAAGGAUUUCUGAGAGCACUGAUCACGGGAUAUGUGGAUGAAGAGACGCUCGAAGCUGUUCCACCACGAGAUCUGAAUGGAGGUAGGAGUGGUGUAUUGGAGCUGGAAGGGGAGUAUGAUGUGGAUGAUGCUGUUGCUGGACUGCAGGCAUUGGACAUUGAGGAAGGUGGUGAUCCGUUACUGGACCUGGGUGAUACCUGGCAAGGAAGUCCUUGGACGGUUGAGCAUAUGGACAUAGGGUUUGAGACGGCUCAGGCACGGAUCGAGCAGGAUGAAGCGUUGCAGACUUGGAUGGCUGCGUGGCGGAGCGAGGUGGAUGAGGAAAAGCGGCGAAGGCAGUAUACUGGUUUUCGGGUUGUGGAUUAA
This is a messenger RNA of Lithohypha guttulata, 2874 nucleotides long. RefSeq lists its product as uncharacterized. The coding region runs from base 1 to 2874 and encodes 957 amino acids. The record is from RefSeq and is a predicted model, not a curated record. Lineage: Eukaryota; Fungi; Ascomycota; Eurotiomycetes; Chaetothyriales; Trichomeriaceae. The transcript has a single exon.